AUGGCUGGAAAAAGGAAGAGAGAGAUUGCUGUGGCAUCAAGGCCCAGCGGCGAGAAACAACCCAGCCCGCAGCCGGCCACUGACGCUCAGGAGAUUUUCCGAAAGUACUUCGAAGCUCAAUUCGAACCGAUCGAGACGACUGGUUCUUCGAAGCGGAAGGCCGACCGUGCGUCUUCUGAAGAUGAUGAAAAUUCCGAAGAAGAAGAUGAGGAAGACGAGGAAAUGUCAGAGGUGGAGUCUGAUUGGGAUGAGAUCUCUGAGGAAAGUGACGAGGAAGCUGUAGUGGAGGUUGUUGAGCACAAGGACGCCAGUCUUUCAGCGAGCGACUUGAUGGACAAAAAGGCGUACAAGGCCUUCAUGAGUGCCAAACCACCGACAUCCGCAGACGAGAAAAAGAAGAUCGCACAGGCAAGCAAGAAGGACGACUCAGAGGAUGACGCCCACGAAGCAAUGAACCUUAAAAACGACCUUGACCUUCAGCGACUACUUCGCGAAUCGCACCUCCUCGAAUCAUCGUCCGACCUUGCCCCGACCGGCAAAAAUCGAUUGAAAGCUUUGGAUCUCCGUAUGCAAGAUCUCGGCGCGAAGGAGUCCCUCUACAAACAGAAGAACAUGCCUGAUGCCUUCCGCAAGGGCAUCAAAGCCAAGGCUGUUUCCAGAGAUGAAAAGCGACGCCGAGAGGCCAAGGAGAAUGGUAUCAUUCUCGAGAAGCCCAGCAAGGUCGCCAAAACAGACAACAAGCGCCGAGAGCGUGGUGUUGGAGGCUCGUCCAUUGGCAGGUUCUCCGGGGGUACUUUGAAUCUGAGCAAGCAGGACUUGGAAAAGAUGCAGAGCUCCCGCGGUCGGUCCAGUCGUGGUGGGCGUGGAGGUCGCGGUGGACGAGGUGGACGAGGCGGAAAGGCCAAGAGAGGUCGCUUCUGA
This is a messenger RNA of Penicillium oxalicum, 921 nucleotides long. RefSeq lists its product as uncharacterized. Gene Ontology annotation, cellular component: nucleolus. Lineage: Eukaryota; Fungi; Ascomycota; Eurotiomycetes; Eurotiales; Aspergillaceae. Gene Ontology annotation, biological process: maturation of SSU-rRNA from tricistronic rRNA transcript (SSU-rRNA, 5.8S rRNA, LSU-rRNA). Bases 1 to 921 code for a protein of 306 amino acids. The record is from RefSeq and is a predicted model, not a curated record. The transcript is spliced from 2 exons.